AGGUUUAAGGGGAGGGGAGACCGAUACAGUAGAAACAACUUGAAUUAAAUAAGGAUUAGUUGUAACAUUCAUGAUGUCUGUUAUAGAUGGGGACCCUUCUAGAAACGAAUUAUUGCGUUUGAUUUAUCAGCAUCUUAAUGAAAAUGGGUACCAGAAAGCAGCUAAAGAACUCAAAAUGCAAGUUGGGCAGAAGGCUGUACCUGCGCAAGAGGCAUCCCUGCAAGACAUCUACUCAUACUGGGAAAAAGCCCCAGAACAUUUGAAAAAGAGAAAGUUAAACCAAGUGAAUAGUGUUUCUCCAUGCAAGAAGCCUCGCCUAUCCGAUCCUGCCAGCAGCAGUGAGAGCUCGGUCCAGGAGGAUGCAAGCAAAACCCAGGCAAAGGCCAGUAAGGCAGUAGGGGAGUCUGCAGGCUUGGCUAAGGGAAGGAAGUCUCCAGGCCCUGCUGUCUUGGAAAAGAUACUCCAGAGCAGCAGCGAGGAAGACUCGGACUCCACAGAGGAAGAACCAGGGAAAAAACCUGCCCCGGUAAAACCGGCAGCAAUUCCUGCCAAAGCCACUCCAGGAAAAGUUUUCCAAGCCAACCUUGCUGCCUCAAAGCUCAUCCUAAACAAGGCCACCCCAGCAAAGGUAUCAAGCCCAGCCCCCAGCAAGCCUGUGCCUUCCACUACUAAACAGUCUAAGACUCCAAAGAAGGAGGAGAGCUCUGAGAGUGACUCGUCGGAGAGCAAGGAAGAAAAGACGCCAGCUGUGAAACCACCACAGAAACCUGCAGCUCCAGUUUCUAAGGCUGAAAGCAACAGUGAGGAUUCAGACUCCGAGCAAGAAGCAAAGAAAAAAUCCCAGGUAACGUCAGUGGAAAAGGGACCCCUUCCUAAAGCAGUGCAGGCCAGCACCACUCCGGGAAAGGUUGCCACGGCGACCUUGGCCUCAGGCACAGCUUCUCAGGUCAAGUCAGCACCAGGGAAGGUCACAGCUGGGAAAGAGAAGGAGACAGGAAGUUCAGAGAACGAGAGCAGUGAUUCGUCAGAGAGUGAAGAAGAGGCAACAGUACAGAAAGCCUUCAUCAAGCCGAAGGCAAAUCAAGUGUCUGGACUAACUGGGAAGCAAGUCAUUGCAAAGGCUGCCCCGGGAAAAGUUUCUUCUGCAGCCCUGGGUCGAUCUACCAGGACACAUCCAAGCCAGGUCACAGCCAAGCCUGCUGCAGUGGGGAAGAAGGAAGAGGAGAGCUCCAAGAGUGACAGCAGUGAGUCUUCAGAGAGUGAGGAGGCGCAGCCACCUGCACAGGCAGCAGUCAGGGUGCCAAUAGCAAAUUCACUGGCAGGAACACCAGCAAAGCAAGUCAAUAAAUUCCAUAUUUUGGGGAAGGCUUCUUCUCCAACCCCAGGAAAAUCCCCCAAGCCAGCUCCAAGCCAGGUCAAAGCCAGCUCAAAGACUACUGCAGUGGGGAAGAAGGAGAGUUCAGAGAGUGGCAGUAGUGGCUCUUCAGAGAGUGAGGAGGAGAAGGAAAAGCCCCAUGCUGCUGAAACUCCACUGAAGCCAGCUCUCAAGAUUACUGCAGCAACUCCAAAACAGAGCCUGUCUGCUGCUGCGUCCAAACCUGCAGCCUCCGAAUCCGACAGUGACAGUGACGACUCCAGUGAGGAAGAGGAAGCCCCAAGGAAACCUCUUCAGAAAGCAUCUAUUGUAAAGGCAACCACCUCUGUUUCUAAAACUCCUUUGAAAACACUCACCAAGGGCACUCCUGUCAAGCCAGGGGCAGCAAAGCCAACCCCAGGGAAGGUUUCAGCUCUGGCCCAGCCUGGAAAAGCCACAUCCAGCCAGGCCAAAGUAACCCCAAAGGCAGGGAUUGGAAAGGAAGAGGAUGAGAGCAGCGAUUCAUCAGAGAGCAAGGAGGAGGCGCGCACACCAGUCAAACCAGUAGUAAAGCUACAGCAGAAACCUGAUGCUACCCCGAAGCGGUUAGCUGUGCCCACGAUUUCCAAGACAAAGACUUGUGAGAGUGAGAGCACUGACGAUUCCAGCGACGAAGACCCAGCACAGUCCCUUCAAGCACAGAAGGCCCUGGUUGCCAAAGUAGUGCAGCAGAAAAAGUGUUCCUUGAACCCAUGCCCCCUGAAGCUCGGGCACAAAGGCACCGUGAUGCCUGCAUCGAGCAGGAACAAGACUCCCGUGAAGCCAGCGGGCACUCCAGCGCAGGAGGAUCGCUCUGAGAGCCACGGCAGAGACACGGAUCUGGAGAAGCGCAGAGAGCCGACUCGCACGCCUACAGUGAAAACUCCUGCAAACACCAAUCAGAAGAGCCAAGCACAGGAGGAGGACAGUGACUCAGACAGUGACUCUUCCGAGGAAGAAGCCACGACAAUGUCAACCUCUACUGUAAGCCACUCGGCACAGAAGACAAGCCAAAAAGGAGCAGAGAAAGGAGCACUGGCAGUGAAAGCUGAGAGGAAAACAAAAGCCAAGGCAGCACCUAAAAGUCCCAAACCUACUGGGGGCAAUACUAAAGAGACUGCUGUGGGGAAGACAGUCCAGCAGCUGCUUUCCAUUGCAGUCAACGAGUCACCAGAGACCUCUGACAGUGACGCUGAGGACGGGGAAGCCACCACGGCCAUCAAAGUCAGUGGAGGAAAGAAACAAAAAAUUACUGGAGGAAAGAGAGCAUCAAGGAUGGCUGAAUCGGAGCAGUCUUCAUCUGAGGAGAGGAAGAGAAAACUACCUGCAGGCACUGCUGCUGCAGGGGCAAAGAGAGAAAAGAAGAAAUCAAAGCUGGUUAAAAAGCUGAGGCUGGCGAGCGAGGACAGCAAAUCUGUCUCCCCAUCAAGUGCAAAGCCAAGCCCUAUUUUAGUAAAGGGAGAAAAGCAGGAGAAAAAAAAGAAGUCCAUGAAAUACAAGAAGAAAAAAUUUAAGAAUACCCCUUUCCGGCCUGCUCUUGGGUUCAGUCUGGGCACACCCUGCUCGACUGGUAACAGCCCUGUAUUAACACAGUCUCUGUCAGCAAAGAAAAAAAAGAAGAGUAAAUUGACACUGUCCAUGUAAACCGAAGGUGAAAGUUUGCUUUACGUCAGAUAAGGUGGACUUCAGGUUUGGAAAAAUUGAAUCGCAGUGGAGCUAAAGGGAAAAGAAGCACCAU
Molecule: messenger RNA, 3131 nt
Organism: Polyodon spathula (Mississippi paddlefish)
Lineage: Eukaryota; Metazoa; Chordata; Actinopteri; Acipenseriformes; Polyodontidae
Product: treacle protein-like
Exons: 18
Coding region: 71-3037 (988 amino acids)
Molecular function (GO): protein binding
Source: RefSeq, a predicted model, not a curated record